Molecule: messenger RNA, 1536 nt
Organism: Rhodotorula toruloides NP11
Lineage: Eukaryota; Fungi; Basidiomycota; Microbotryomycetes; Sporidiobolales; Sporidiobolaceae
Product: acid phosphatase
Exons: 7
Coding region: 1-1536 (511 amino acids)
Biological process (GO): phospholipid catabolic process
Molecular function (GO): hydrolase activity, acting on ester bonds
Source: RefSeq, a predicted model, not a curated record
AUGCUCUCGACGGCUGUGAUCACCGCUGCCCUCGCCGCCGCUCCGGCCUAUGCCGCCGUCGCCCAGUCGUUCGUCCCUCCCUCGUCGAGCCCGACUCAGCAGUCCUCGACGUACACCGGCAAAUCGAACUCGACUUUGCCCAAGUCCCCCGUCGUCGCCGGCAAAUCCUUCGAUCGAUUCAUACAGGUGGUCCUCGAGAACACUGAUUUCGCCACGAGCGCGUCGUCCCCCGUAUUCCAAAACCUCUCGUCGCAAGGCGUUCUCAUGAACGGGUACUACGGAGUGACCCACGUACGCUGCUUUGCCGCCCGGGUACUCAGACGUAACGCUGACUUCGUCUCCCUCCUGCAGCCGUCGGAGCCAAAUUAUGCCGCCCUUGGAUUGGGAGACUUCUUUGGCAUGCACGGUGACGCCUUCUACGCCUUCCCGAAGAACGUCUCGUCCGUUGCCGACCUCCUCGAGGCCAAGAACAUCUCUUGGGCGUCGUACCAGGAGAACAUGCCGUACGACGGCUUCACCGGGUUCAACUACACCCAGCCGAACUACAUCAGCGGCAGCGGCAACUACACCUACUAUGUUCGCAAGCACUCGCCACUGAUCCUCACGGACUCUGUCGCCGUCAACCCUGAGCGUGCCCUCCGUCACCGCAACUUCAACGACUUUGCCGCCGAUCUCAACGCGGACGCGCUUCCUCAGUGGAUGUUCAUUACGCCGAACCUCGUCAACGACGGCCACGACACAACGAUCGACUUCCAGUCGCAGUGGCUCGAAUACUUCCUCUACCCCUUGCUCGCCGACGAGCGCUUCAACAACAACCGCACGCUCAUUUUGAUCACGUACGACGAGAACGAGGCGUACGAGGAGAACAACAACAUCUACACCAUUGCGCUCGGCAAGGGCAUCCCCAAGGAGCUCAUCGGUACGACCGACAACACUUACUACACCCACUACUCCUCGCUUUCGACCGUCGAGGCCAACUGGGGUCUUGGCUCGCUCGGCCGCGGCGACACGAACAAGACGCUCGCCAACGUCUACUCGUGGGUUGCGAACGCUACGGGCUACCAGAACAACGGCUUGACCAACUCGUCGUCGAACCUCCCCCUCACCAACCUUACCGGCAUCUUCCCCGGCUUCGCCAACGAUCAGAUGUGGACGCCCAUCCUCGCGCCCAACAUGUCUGCCAUCGGCGCUGGCGGCGGACCCGUCUUCGCUGGUAACGGCACCGACACCUCGCUUACCUCGUGGGACCAGCCGAUCAACUGGACCGCCCGCGGCGAGCCCAACCCGGGUCACACCGACCCCGGCUACGACUACUCGUCCGGCUCGCUCGUCAUCAAGCCUUCGGCGUCGUCGUCCUCGUCGGCGGCUGGUCCUUCGGCGACUGGCUCGGUUGGGCAGGGCGGAAACAGUCAGGGUGGCAACCAAGGCGGAAACGCGCAGGGCUCGAACGUCCAGGCCAAGUCGGGCGCCGUCUCGGUCGUCGUCCCCUUCGCUGGCGCCCUCGCCGCCGUUGCCGGCGUCGUCACUCUUCUCUAA